This is a messenger RNA of Ornithodoros turicata, 1260 nucleotides long. RefSeq lists its product as uncharacterized. Lineage: Eukaryota; Metazoa; Arthropoda; Arachnida; Ixodida; Argasidae. The coding region runs from base 1 to 1260 and encodes 419 amino acids. The record is from RefSeq and is a predicted model, not a curated record. The transcript has a single exon.
AUGCACGCUGUUGGCGGCUUCACAUGCAGUUUCAGCUGUGGCAGGGUUUGCCGAUAUUGUUUAACGAGGUCAAGUCAACUGGGUGAAGUCAAAAGCGAACGUCACUGCAUUGUACGAGAUGCAAAGACACACAGUGCUCAGCUAGAAGCUAUACAAGUGAACCCUGACUUGACAUCUGCGUACGGUGUGCGAGAAAAGUCCCCACUGCUGGAGUUGGAAUCCUUCGACGUUACGCGCCAGCUUCCACCAGACGUAAUGCACGAUAUGUUCGAAGGGACGUUUGUUGUUAUCAUGCAUUACACCCACAGAGGACUCGUUGAAGAUAACGUCCUAACUGCCGAAGAUAUCCUGCGUGCCGAUACUUUCCCGUAUGGCACCAACGACAACAAAAACAGGCCUGAGAAGAUCGGCGCGUCAUUUCUAAGUGAUUCCAAAUCCAUGAGGGGCUCUGCCUCUCAAAAAUGGUGCCUCUUUCGUCUCAUGCCUUUCAUUUUGGGCCCCAUCGUACCAGAGGGGAACGACAAGUGGGAACUAUUCCUCACCUUCCGGGAGCUGGCGGACAUUAUUUUGGCGGAGAAAAUGCCCUCUGAGUGCCCCCAAUAUUUGGAAGACAAGAUCGAGGAAUUUUUCAUGAUGUUCUUGGCCAAGUACCCGAAUGCUCGUGUGCAUCCGAAGCUCCAUUACAUGGUUCAUUAUCCGCGAAUCACCAGUGAGCUUGGCCCCCUGAGGCAAUAUUGGUGCCUUCGGUUUGAAGCAAAACACCAGUUCUUCAAGAGUCACGCCGCUAGGGUUCACAAUUACGGCAAUAUCCCCUACACAUUGGCAAAGAAGCAUCAGCUGUUACAAAGUUACCAGUUAGGUUCCAGCUUCAUGGAAAACAGCUUUACAGCGACAAAUCUACGCCCUGCAGAGCAAACAGAGGCACAUCCCUGCGCACAGCACUUGUUCUGUGGCAUGGUCAACAUAGCGGAUUCUGCCAAGGUCAACGGUCUUGCGUAUUCCAAAGGAGAUAUCCUUGUCAUGAAAACCGGCGACGAUCCGAACUUUGUGCAAGUCCAACAACUAUACUUCGCUAAACGCAGGUUUUAUCUUCAAGUGGAAGAGAUGGUAGUGGAUACAUUUUGCAGGCACACGUUUGCGUACAAACUGCGUCGUACAGGCCACAUUGCGCUUAACGCACCUGGAGAUGAGGCUUCGUUUCAAAAGUUGGAUCUAUAUUUUGGCGGAUUCGUCGUGCCCAAAUGGGAAAUAACUUUCUAA